AUGACGGAAAGAUCGGAGCAACGAAUUUGUAUCAAAUUUUGCUUAAAACUCGAAAAGAGUUGUGCGAAGACCAUCGAAAUGAUGAAAAAGGCAUUUGGGCACUGGUGUAUGAGCAACACACAAAUCAAAGAGUGGUAUAAGCGGUUCAAAGAUGGCCGCACAUCUGUUGAUAGUAACCCACACUCUGGGCGGCCUUCCACGACAACAACACCUAAUAAUAUCGAACGUGUGCGACUUGCAAUCAACGAAGAUCGUCUAUUGACUGUGCGAGAACUAGAAUAUGAUGUUGGAAUACCAAAAACUAGUUUUGGCCUCAGUUUUGGUCAAGCGCUCCAUCAGCCUCCGUACAGUCCUGAUGUAGUUCCCUGCGAUUUUUGGUUGUUUUCAAGAUUGAAAAUGCCGCUCAAGGGAUACUAA
Molecule: messenger RNA, 417 nt
Organism: Megachile rotundata (alfalfa leafcutting bee)
Lineage: Eukaryota; Metazoa; Arthropoda; Insecta; Hymenoptera; Megachilidae
Source: RefSeq, a predicted model, not a curated record